Molecule: messenger RNA, 1813 nt
Organism: Ruditapes philippinarum (Manila clam)
Lineage: Eukaryota; Metazoa; Mollusca; Bivalvia; Venerida; Veneridae
Exons: 7
Coding region: 108-1016 (302 amino acids)
Source: RefSeq, a predicted model, not a curated record
UUUCAUAGAGCAAAGAUACUAUAUUUCCUGUCGUAGUAAGACAUACUUAUUUGUAGUACAAGCUUCAUCACAAGCAUUAAUAUUUACUUUGAUAAAAUACAGUCGCAAUGUUCCUCCACGUGUUUCAUUUUUUUCUUGUGAUUCAAUUAACAGCCUCGGAAUUCAAAGAGCUCCAUACGAAGCAACAUCCUACGUGGUCAACAUAUUAUUCAGUUAAUCCGAAAGACUGUUCAAAAGAGGAGUUGCUACGUAAGUUCCCGCACAUAUACAGAACGGACAGCCAUUCCAAUUUUACGAUUGGUCCACCGGAGAACUUUACAGUGACCCUCAUUGAGCGUGAAGCUCUGAAGCGAGGUGGAGAGAAAAAUCGCCACUAUCCCGGUGCGGUUAUCUCGUUUUAUCCUCCUGAAAAUGAUGAGAAACAUGUUACUGGAUAUGAAAUACGUUUGUACAAAAAUAAAGGUUAUGUCUGCAUUGUAAUGGACAUCACACAAAGCACGGCCCCGCUUCAAGACAAAGUAGAGCUAGAGUUAUUUCCCUUGUUUGGUCUAACGCACUAUCAGCUGACGGCAUGGAGUUUGCCACCGUAUAGUGAGGAACAGCGUACUAAUACUACUGACCUGGUAACAGGGGUGUAUGGGUUAUAUAAGACAGAAACCACGCCCACGCCUCCGUCUGCUAACUGGCAUGCGUCUGUUGCAUAUCACGUCAUUGAUGACGUAAUAUCAAACGAAACUGUGCGGUCAGUGGAAAUGGUAAUGAGCAGUCCGCCUCCGGAGUACAACUUCCAGCUGUUUGAGAUAGUCCUUGUGCCUACAGACGGGGUCUCGGACAUUCGCAAAGCAAGGACAUCAAAACUUUACCAAGUGUUUGAAAAUAUUACAGUUGGAAACUACAAAGUGAUGAUGUGGCCUGUAGACGAAUAUUUUUCACAGACUGACCGGUGUCUUUGUAAACAGGCGGAUGGGACAUGUUCAAACUGCCUCACUACAGUUUUAGACAUUGUAAUCGAGUAAUUCGUCUUGAUGUCUAAAAUAGGUAUUUUUACCUAUGAAUUAGAAGAAAUUGUGUAAUUAUUACGUAAAUGACGUCACACAUGACGCACAAACGAUGACGGGGAAAUAGUGUCUGUCUUAUUAAUGGUCAUUGCUUUUUUACCAUUUCUUGAGUGACAUAGUGUGUUUUAUUUAAAGAUUUACAACAAUAAUGACUUUAAAAAACUGAAUAAUCUGUAGGAUUAUUUGUGACACUGUCUUGAGAAUACCCAUGAAAAUGGUCUUGAUUAUCGGCAACAGCCCUAGUUUGUUUUCAGAAAUCGACGUUGUAUAUUGAGUUAACAUUCUUAUUGGACGUCGUAUUGGCGUCACCUCAUUCCUUUAUUCCUAGCGGCAUUUCUUUGGGGAUAAUACAAUAGAUAUUUUGUCUGAAUUGUACAGAAAAAUUGUAAAUUGUAAUGUACAUACCUUUUAGUGAACUGCUAUUUUCUUUUGUGUUGACAUGGAGCCAGAUUCCGGGCACGUUCUAAUUUCGGACAGAUCUACUUUUCGUUAAGGUGGGGCUUGUUUUUUCUAGUUUCGUUUUGUUGUGUUUGUUUUUUUUCUCUCAGAAAUUCAGUGUUUCAUUUGAAAAGAAGUUUCAUAUUUGACUUGUAGAUAUGAAUUUUACUAAGAAAUUUGAAAUCCCGACAGAGUAUGAAUUGUUCACGGACCUGGUCCUGAUUUCCGUCCGGAAACUGGUUCCUUUCUUCUUUAUGUAGAUGUUUAGGCCAGUAAAACAUGUUUUAUGUAGAAAUAAAUGCUUAAAUAAACAGAAA